GCCAGGCAGAGAGAUCUGAAUCUUUUACACACUCUCUCGGAAACCCAGGGAGAAGGGUUUCAAGAGGGAAGAAAAGGAACAAGAAAAGCUGAAAAAACCAGAGAGAGAGAGAGCUAAAAAGAUGCUUCUGAGAAGCACAUCCACUCCCAUCCUCAAAGCAUCCUCAUGCAAUCAUCAGAAACCGUCUGAACCGGAACUGACCUUUCGGCUCCCGACAGGCCGACCCUUUUCCCUGAAUGUCUCCUCCUCCUCCACUUUAUCAGACACGGAGGAGAAGAAGAAGAAGAUAUCGGUGACGUCAUCAGAGAAUGGUGUGAGAGAGUUGCUCAAGCCAAAGAGGAGACUUUCCUCAAAAGGGUCCUCUUUAAUUCUGAUACAGGGGCCAAAAGAUAAAGAACGGGAAGAAGAAGAGGAGAGAUACGAUGCGGAUCAGGUUUGUGACAAGACGUUGCCGUUUCAGAGCGUGUGGAGCUGUUCUGGCGGCGCGGGAAGCGGCGGGGAUGGCGGUGGAGGUGGGGAUGGAGGGAGAGAUGGGUGUGGAGAUUGGGGACAAGGGAGGGAGAGCCUGGAUGGGUACUAUCAGAGGAUGAUCAAAGCUCAUCCUGGCGAUGCUCUUCUUCUAGGAAACUAUGCAAGGUUCUUGAAAGAGGUACAGAGGGAUGCAGAGAAAGCAGAGGAGUACUGUGAAAGAGCAAUACUAGCCAAAAGGAGAGAUGAUGAGCCAACAGAUGGCGAUGGUGAUGUUUUAUCUCUCUAUGGGGAUUUGAUAUGGACUACACACAAAGAUGGCCCUCGUGCUCAAAGCUAUUUCGAUCAAGCUGUUCAAUCUGCUCCUGGUGACUGUUACGUUCUUGCUUCAUAUGCUCGAUUCCUGUGGGAUGCUGGAGAAGAAGAGGAAGAUGAUGACGGUGGUGGUGGUGAUCAUGAUCAUGAGGCAGAGCAUGAACAAGAACAAGGAGUUAAACACCAGUCAAACUAGCGCAACUGAUCAACCUCGUACUAACUGUAAUUUAACUGCUGCUAAAGAGCCAUUUUAACUCUCCUAAUUAUUACCUUUUAGCGACCCUCUCUUUCACCUCUCCCAGCAUGCAUGUACAAUUCUUCCAGAUUGAAAGAUUCGCAAAAAAAAAAAAAAAAGAUUUGUGGGGGAAUGCUUUUCUGGAUGAAAGUUCUCGAGGAAAGUGCUUUUUCUUGGUUUAAUCUGGUUAAGAAAUGCUGGAAACACUGGAAAAGAAAUCUCCUAAGGAUAAGCCUACCCUUGCAUGUUCUUUAAUGGAAGCAUUUGAUAAUAUCUCAAAGCAACAUGUCUCCUUUGAUAGUUCAAGCCAGAAGGAAAGGAUAAACCAAGAAAAAAAAAAAAAAAAAAAAAAGAGAAAAUAGAAAAGGAGGCAGAGAGAGACCUUUCUUUUUCGUUCCCCUAUUCCUGUCUUGUGCUAUGGUUCACUCUUGUCAUCUCAAUUAAGUUUUUAAAUUUUCACGAGGCUUGUUGUGA
Molecule: messenger RNA, 1492 nt
Organism: Eucalyptus grandis
Lineage: Eukaryota; Viridiplantae; Streptophyta; Magnoliopsida; Myrtales; Myrtaceae
Exons: 3
Coding region: 122-979 (285 amino acids)
Molecular function (GO): protein binding
Source: RefSeq, a predicted model, not a curated record